This is a messenger RNA of Sciurus carolinensis (gray squirrel), 3866 nucleotides long. It is a transcript of the gene Fhod1, whose product is annotated as formin homology 2 domain containing 1. Gene Ontology annotation, molecular function: actin filament binding. Gene Ontology annotation, cellular component: cytoplasm; cytoskeleton. The record is from RefSeq and is a predicted model, not a curated record. The transcript has 24 exons. Lineage: Eukaryota; Metazoa; Chordata; Mammalia; Rodentia; Sciuridae. Gene Ontology annotation, biological process: actin filament network formation; cortical actin cytoskeleton organization. Bases 81 to 3659 code for a protein of 1192 amino acids.
CCAAGCAGCAGGGCUAGACGAGUGGAAGCUGCUGCGGGUCAGGAACACCGAGGCGCGCGGUGCGAGCCGGUGGCAGAACCAUGGCGGGAGGGGAAGACCGCGGGGACGGGGAACCAGUAUCAGUGGUGACCGUGAGGGUGCAGUAUCUGGAAGACACCGACCCCUUUGCAUGUGCCAACUUCCCCGAGCCACGACGGGCCCCUACCUGCAGCCUGGACGGGGCCCUGCCCCUGAGUGCGCAGAUACCUGCGCUGCACCGCCUGCUGGGGGCGCCACUCAAGCUGGAGGAUUGUGCCCUGCAAGUGUCUCCCUCUGGAUACUACCUGGACCCUGAGCUGUCCCUGGAAGAGCAGCGGGAGAUGUUGGAGGGCUUCUAUGAAGAGAUCAGCAAAGGGCGGAAGCCCACUUUGAUUCUGCGAACCCAGCUGUCAGUGAGAGUCAACGCUAUCUUGGAAAAACUGUAUGGGUCCAGUGGCCCUGAGCUCCGCCGUUCCCUCUUCUCACUGAAGCAAAUCUUCCAGGAAGACAAGGACCUGGUGCCUGAAUUUGUGCACUCAGAAGGACUGAGUUGCCUGAUUCGUGUGGGUGCUGCUGCUGACCACAACUACCAAAGCUACAUCCUUCGAGCACUGGGCCAGCUGAUGCUUUUUGUGGACGGGAUGCUGGGGGUGGUAGCCCACAGUGAGACAGUGCAAUGGCUGUACACACUGUGUGCCAGUCUGUCCCGCUUGGUGGUGAAGACAGCCUUGAAGCUGCUGCUGGUGUUUGUGGAAUACUCUGAAAACAACGCACCGCUUUUCAUCCAGGCAGUCAACUCUGUGGCCUGCGCCACCGGUGCUCUUCCCUGGGCUAAUCUGGUAACUAUCCUGGAAGAGAAGAAUGGUGCUGAUCCUGAGCUGUUGGUGUAUACUGUCACCCUUAUCAACAAGACGCUGGCUGCACUCCCAGAUCAGGACUCCUUCUACGACGUGACAGAUGCACUGGAGCAGCAGGGCAUGGAGGCCCUGGUACAGCGUCACUUGGGCACUGCGGGCACUGAUGUCGACCUGCGCACACAGCUUAUGCUCUAUGAGAGCGCCCUACGAUUGGAAGAUGGAGACUUGGAAGAAGCAGCAGCCGCUGCAGCUGCAGGUGGUCGGCGGGAGCGACGAAAGCCCUCUUCAGAAGAGGGCAAGAGGAGCCGCCGAUCUCUGGAAGGGGGAGGCUGUCCUAUGCGUGCCCCAGAACCUGGCCCCACAGGCUCCGCCUCGCCGAUAGGCCCCGCCUCUUCCACGAGCCCUGCCCAGCUGAUAAGCCCUGCCUCCAGCCCUGUGGGCCCUGCCUCGGGGCUUGGUACCUUGGUGAACCUUUUUCCUGCCAUAUCCGUGGCGCCCUCAGCCGGCAGCUCCUGUGAGAGGAGCAUCUACAAACUUCACCAAACUGCUCCCGUUUGGGCCCCUGAGAGCCCACCCGUCCCCCUGUCCCCUACUGGGCAGGCCAGGCUGGAAGCCCGGUUCCUGGAGAGUGUGGCUGCAGCAGAAACAGAGAAGCAGGUUGCACUGGCCCAUGGCCGGGCAGAGACACUGGCUGGGGCCACACCAGAUGAGGCGGAUGGACCCCCAGGCAUCCGGGAACUGUGGGACUCCCCAGAGCCACCCCCUGCACCCAGAACACCCCAGAGCCCGGUCCCUCGAAUCCUGCUCCGGGCCCAGCAGAGCCUUGAGCUAGAGCCUAAGGAACCAUUGGUGCCACCAAGCCCCAAGGCUGAACCCAGCAAGGAGCUCCCAACUCGUAUACCAAAGCUCUGCAUUGGGGACUUGGACUUCUCAGAUCUAGGGGAGGAUGAAGAUCAGGACAUGUUAAAUGUAGAAUCUGUGGAGGCCGGGAAAGGGGUUCCACCCCCACCACCCCCACUUCCCCUACACUCUGGAGGCCCCCCACAUCCUCCUCCCCCACCACCCCCACCCAUCAAAGGCUCCUGCCCACCCCCUCCACCCCUGGCUGCCCCUCUUCCCCGCUCAGCACCUGAUGGCCCAGCCCUCCCCACCAAGAGGAAGACUGUAAAACUCUUCUGGCGGGAGUUAAAGCUAGCUGGGGACCAUGGGAGCUCUGGAAACCGCUUUGGUCCCUGCCCCACGCUGUGGGCCUCCUUGGAGCCUGUCACAGUGGAUACAGCCCGGCUGGAACACUUGUUUGAAUCCCGAGCCAAGGAUGUACUACCCUCCAAGAAAGCUGGUGAGGGCCGCCGGACAAUGACCACAGUGCUGGACCCCAAGCGCAGCAACGCCAUCAACAUUGGCCUAACCACGUUGCCACCUGUGCAUGUCAUUAAGGCUUCCCUGCUCAAUUUUGAUGAGUUUGCUGUCAGCAAGGAUGGCAUUGAGAAGCUACUGACCAUGAUGCCCACAGAGGAGGAGAGGCAGAAGAUUGAGGAAGCCCAGCUGGCCAACCCUGAUGUACCCCUGGGCCCAGCUGAGAAUUUCUUGAUGACUCUUGCCUCUAUUGGGGGCCUGGCUGCCCGGCUACAACUCUGGGCCUUCAAGCUGGACUAUGACAGCAUGGAACGGGAAAUUGCAGAGCCACUGUUUGACCUGAAAGUGGGAAUGGAACAGCUGGUGCAGAAUGCCACCUUCCGUUGCAUCCUGGCUACCCUGCUGGCUGUGGGCAACUUCCUCAAUGGCUCCCAGAGCAGUGGCUUUGAGCUGAGCUACCUGGAGAAGGUGUCUGAGGUGAAGGACACAGUGCGCCGGCAGUCACUGCUGUACCAUCUCUGCUCCCUGGUGCUCCAGACCCGACCUGAUUCCUCCGACCUCUACUCAGAAAUCCCUGCCCUGACCCGCUGCGCCAAGGUGGACUUUGAUCAGCUGACAGAGAACCUGGGGCAGCUGGAGCGCCGGAGCCAGGCAGCUGAGGAGAACCUGCGGAGCUUGGCCAAGCAUGAACUGGCCCCAGCUCUGCGUGCUCGCCUCACUCACUUCCUGGCCCACUGCACCCGUCGCGUUGCCAUGUUGAGGGUAGUGCACCGCCGUGUUUACAACAGGUUUCAUGCCUUCCUGCUCUACCUGGGCUACACUGCACAAACAGCCCGCGAAGUGCGCAUCAUGCAGUUCUGCCACACACUGCGUGAGUUUGCACUAGAGUAUCGGACUUGCCGUGAACGGGUACUGCAGCAGCAGCAGAAGCGAGCCACAUACCGUGAGCGCAACAAGACCCGGGGACGCAUGAUCACUGAGACAGAGAAGUUCUCAGGUGUGGCAGGGGAAACCCCCAGCAAUCCAUCUGUCCCAGUGGCUGUGGGGAGUGGACCAGGCCGAGGUGAUGCUGACAGUCAUGCCAGUAUGAAGAGUCUAUUGACCAGCAGGCCAGAGGAUACUACACAUGGCCGCCGCAGCAGAGGUAUGGUCCAGAGUAGCUCUCCAAUCAUGCCUUCAGCAGGGGGCCCCUCCACUGCACCCCCUGAAGAAUCCCCAGGCUCCAGUUUACCCAGUGACACAUCAGAUGAGAUCAUGGACUUGCUAGUACAAUCAGUGACCAAGAGCAGUCCCCGAGCAGCUACAGCUCGGGAAAGGAAGCGUUCCCGUGGCAAUCGUAAAUCUUUGAGAAGAACACUGAAGAGUGGGCUCGGAGAUGACCUGGUGCAGGCGCUGGGUCUGAGCAAGACUCCUGGCCUGGAGGUAUGAAGGUGCUGCCUCAAGAAACCUAUUUGGAUCUGAGCUUGCAGCGUAAGAGACUAUAGAGCAAGGAGGACCCAAAGCAGAAUUCUGGUCCCAGAACCCAGGUCCAGGGACCAGUACCUUGAGCAGUAUUAAGUGUGUGUGUGUGUAUGUGUGUGUGUGUGUAUAUGUGCUCAUGUGUGAGUUCCCUACUUGGUGCAAAAUAAAGUUUUC